Molecule: messenger RNA, 1510 nt
Organism: Phytophthora nicotianae INRA-310
Lineage: Eukaryota; Oomycota; Peronosporomycetes; Peronosporales; Peronosporaceae
Exons: 1
Coding region: 33-1379 (448 amino acids)
Biological process (GO): DNA replication initiation; mitotic DNA replication checkpoint signaling
Cellular component (GO): nuclear origin of replication recognition complex
Molecular function (GO): DNA replication origin binding; ATP hydrolysis activity
Source: RefSeq, a predicted model, not a curated record
ACCUCUUGCGUAACCUUGUGCAUGUAUUUGACAUGCCGCUCCUGCACAAGCGCCCACGGGAUGGAUCAAGCGACCAUGCCGACACUACCAGCCCCCACGAGGUAUCAGGCUCACUGUCUCCAGCCGUCGACGCUGCGGUUAAAAAGCUACAGCGAGCGUGUAAAGAACUGCAACUGUCGAGUCUUCCACGCGUGAUGACGGGGCGUGAGGACGAACGCGACGAAAUCUACACCGCGCUGCGCUCCUCCAUCGAACAGCAGAGCGCCGGUGGCCCCAUCUACAUCAGUGGCCUUCCAGGUGCAGGGAAAACGUCCAUUGUAAAAGAGGUUAUCCGUAUGCUUGAGGCUCAGCGAGACAACGGGAAGCUCCGCAACUUCGCAUGGGUGGAAGUCAACGGGCUGCAGAUGCCACGGCCUGACGUCGCGUAUAGUGUGCUAUGGAAGGCGUUGCAUCCACCGAAAAGUGAAAGAGAGGGGAAUGAGCCCCAACUGUCGCGUGUAAACAUGAGCGCAGCGCGACUGUGCGAGAUUCUGCAGCGUGAGUUUCACACCAAAAGUUCGACGCGGCCCAUGUUGCUGGUGCUACUGGACGAGAUGGACUUUAUGUUGGCUGGCAAAAACCAGGUACUGUACAAUCUGCUAGAAUGGCAGACCUCCGCCUCGGCCAAGCUAGUACUGGUUGGCAUUGCCAACACUAUGGACCUGCCGGAGCGAUUGCCUACCAAGAUUCGCAGUCGACUUGGUGGUCACCGCAUCACCUUCCCAGCGUACACCAGAGCUCAGCUGGAGAAUAUCAUCCAACAUCGGCUACUUCAGUUGGACAUCUUUAGUGAGGAGGCAAUUCAAAUCUGCGCCAAGACGCUGGCUCACCAGUCGGGCGAUGUGCGUCAAGCGCUGUCGCUCUGCCGCAAGUCUGCAGAAGUGUGUUUGCAUCGACUUACCGAGCUUGAUCGGACUGCAGCUACAACAAAUGGGGGCGAGUUGUACGUAACGGGUCAAGAUUUGCACGAUGCACAGGAGGCCGUGUCGGUGUCAGCGCCGAUGAGUCGCCUCCGUGCAUGUAGCAAAUUCGAGUGCACGUUCCUGGUCGCUCUGCGCAUGGAAGUACGCUCAAAUGCAACUCGUGGGGUCAACAAGAGUGGUGCAGAGCUGGAAGCUGUGAUUGAGCGGUUUGCGAUUCUGUGCAAGACUCACUCGUUCGUGCCGAUCCCGCGACUGCGCGGUCUGCUUUUCAUUUGUGACGAGUUGGAACGCUCGGGGAUCAUCAAGCAGAUUUCCACACGAACGUCACGUUACCCACUGCUGGAGCUGCGGUGCUCUCACCAAGAACUUCAAGAUGUGUUCCUCACCCACCAUAUCGGCAUGCAGUUAAUUUCGUAGGAAUUUGAAUGGAUCGAUCAAUUACAAUGGAUACAGUCCCAGGCCAGUAUUCAUUAGUGUGAAUUUUCAAACAUAUCAUUUCACAACUGGUACACAUAGCUUGCCACGCAGAAACCCCAGACUGUCCAGCC